This is a messenger RNA of Gadus chalcogrammus (walleye pollock), 1323 nucleotides long. It is a transcript of the gene cenpp, whose product is annotated as centromere protein P. The record is from RefSeq and is a predicted model, not a curated record. Gene Ontology annotation, cellular component: nucleus; chromosome, centromeric region. Gene Ontology annotation, biological process: CENP-A containing chromatin assembly. Lineage: Eukaryota; Metazoa; Chordata; Actinopteri; Gadiformes; Gadidae. The transcript has 9 exons. The coding region runs from base 219 to 1058 and encodes 279 amino acids.
GAGACUAAGUUCUAAUUUCAUAUUUCUUUUACAAUAAGUGAACACCUCCCGUAAAACGAAAAGUGGUAGAUUCCAGACAGCGCGAAAAGUUGUUUUUGUUUUCGACCGUGCACGUGAACUGAACCAACUGGCCAAACGUAAAUCAACGUAAUUUAACCACCGUUUAAUCUCUAUUAAAACCUAAAACACUCGGAUAUAUAACAAGCGGGUCGUGAGGCAUGCUGAGGCGGGACAUGGAGACGGCCAGGCGGCUGGAGUUCCAGAGCAAGGCCCUGCAGGCGGAGAUCGACACCCUGCGCAGCCCACACACAGAGACCGAGGGCUCCGUGGCCGUAAAGUUCAAAGGCCGGAUGAAAGACGCACUGUUGUCCCUGAGUGGGAAGCAGACCGCAGAGGAGACGAUGAGGAAGAUGAGGGCGGAGGUGGAAGAGAUGGAGGAAGAUUUGGAGCGACAGACUGAGAUGAAUGGCAUCAGUCUGACCAGCUGCACCGUGAAGACGUUACACCAGGACGACACACGGGUGGUGCAGCAGUACUCUCUGGCUGGCAGCUGUCUGGACCUGGGCUUUCAGGUGGAGUUCCAGCUUUCUGAGGCUCAGGGCAAGACCAUCACCAAACUGGACAUCGUUUUGGACACCGAUGACAUGCAAAUCAGCAGCUUCACAUCCAGAGCGGAAGAGAGAUGUGAGCUGAUCCAGUUCUUCAGAACACUCCGGAGCUUCUCUGAGGGUCGUGAGGACCGGCGCAGAACCUUUCAUCACUUUCAGGAGAAGUACCCGUCUGUGGUGUCUCUUCCAGAAGGUUUGGUGUCGGAGGUCAUGACCCUGAGCCCUCCAGAGCUUCCUAGCUGUGUUCUGGCUGUUCAUUGGUCAGUGACGGUGUCUAAAGAAGGUGAAGUUAUACCUCAGAUCCACCUCCUGCCCAGAGCUCCCAAGAAAGAGUUCCUCAUGGAUUCAGCCGGGACACUGGAGGGCGCUCCUGAGUCCUUCCACAGCCUCCUCUCCGUCCUGGGGAUCGAAGCUGCCCUGGAGAACAUCAUCCUGGCUCUCAGCCGCUAGACCCCAGCACCUCUCCACACCCCCCCCCCCCUCCUCCUGGCUUUUAGCAACGCUCCGUCUGAUAUGAAAUACUGCUAUUCCAUAAGUAAUACUGUGCGAUAUUAAUAUUGGUAUGACUAACAGUUAGAAAUAAUACUCAGUCUGUACUGUACUUUUCUUAGAAUCAGAAGGCCGGUUUUUCUUUCAGAAACCCUUUAUUGAAUACAAACAUCUUCAGGCUUUACACGUCAUUAUUGAAAGCACUAGAAAAAUAAAUAAUUUAAAU